Molecule: messenger RNA, 1313 nt
Organism: Hyaena hyaena (striped hyena)
Lineage: Eukaryota; Metazoa; Chordata; Mammalia; Carnivora; Hyaenidae
Gene: CUNHXorf66
Product: chromosome unknown CXorf66 homolog
Exons: 3
Coding region: 2-1141 (379 amino acids)
Source: RefSeq, a predicted model, not a curated record
CAUGAAUCUUUGUGUUUAUGUCCUCCUUUUGUUCGUUUGGGCAAACAGUUGUUUAGAUACAAACCGAAGCGAUGGAUCUCCUACUACAGGAGCUAAACACUUCGAAACAAUGGACACCAAACUAGAGAGCUUGCGGAGACGUCUACUGGUUAUCACAAUUGGCAUUAUGAUUAUAGCUUUUGCAUCUAUCUGCUUUUGUUUCAUCUAUUACAACUGUUCGGCUGAUGAAGCGCCCAAGGCAGGAACGCUCAAGAAAGAAGGUGUGACAGCCCCGGCAGCCAGACCACCAUCCAAAAUGUCAUUCAGCGACUCCAAGACCCCCAAUCCGUGUAGUCGAGAACAACCAUCCCUGCUAUCUAGUACACACAAGUUAUCUAGUGUCUCAAGUCCAGAAAAGUCCUCCAUACCCUCCAGUGCAGAAAGGUUAAUCAGGCCCUCGAGUCCACAACACCAAAGUCUGUCACCUGGUAUACCAAAGGCAAACAAGCCAUCAAGUGGAGGAAGGAAAAGGCCAUCAUGCUCAGACAAAAAAUUCCAGUCAUUUCACCUGGAAAAGUCCUAUAGAACACGCCACCUGGGAAAGCCCUAUCAGCCAGUUUGUGCCCAUAGGCCAGUUGGUCAGGCAGCCUCAUCCAAUCCGAAGAAGGCAGUGAGCCCACCGUGGCCAGUAGAUGUGCAAUACGUAGUCAUGCCCAUCCAGUCACUCUGUCCACUCCACCCACAAAAUCACAUCUCCUCACCCAAGCCUUCCACUGUGCAGACACUAAACAAAUCCCUCAGACAUCGGAAACUCAAAAGGUCGGUUUGUGGGCGUAGGGCAGACAUGUUAUUUAGGCCUCAAUUAAUCAAGGCUUGCCGAUGCUAUAAGAGAAAAUGCCUUGUUCGUCGAAGUUCUGAGCCUUUGUUCAAUAGUAUUUCGGAGGCAAAGAAUAGAAAUGCUCAAAACCCACUUUUUACAAAUGAAGGGAAGCCUUUUACCCAGCCUUUUCUUAAGGCAGAUUACAGAGACAACGUCUUCUGUGCCACUGAGAACAACAGUGAUGUUUUGACUUAUGAGAACGAUGGCAGUGAUAGGGAGGUCACCAUUCUUUGCAACGUGACCGGCAACGAGACCAUCCCUGAAGGCAUCCAAGAUAAUUAAAGACUCGAUAUACAUAAGAACCACCUGUGAAGAAGCAAACUUAUACCAACUAUAUGCUCACUGUCUUUUAAAACACUGACAGUGGGAAAUCUACUUGCAAUCAUUAUUGAGAUUACUCCUAGCCAUCUUGGAAGCAACUUAUUGAACACACAAUAAAUAAAUGCACGAUGUA